CUCUGAGUCGCGCUAGGUUAGUACAGCGCUCUGCACGAGUGACGGACGCCCGGCUUCACGGCCGGCGAUUUUAGUAUUCUUCAUUUAUUUUCUUUUUCUAUUCGUUUAAUUUGUGAAACACCCCGGAAACAUGAAACGAGUGUCCCGCGAGUGAGUACCCAGUGUUCAAAAUAUACGGGUGUGUUUAUUUGACAGUGUCACGUGCGGAGCCGAAUUGUUACCGGUUCCUGAGUUUUGAAAAGUGUUUAUAUACGCACGCGGCCUUCACUUGCAGGUAGCGAAUGUGAUAGUGUAAAGUUUACUGAAUUAUAAGAUUUACAAAGUGGUACGAAAAGUUCUCGUGGGAACGCGCGGAGUUCAGUGUUUCGCGAACGCAAAGUUCGCACGGAUUUGUUCCAAUAGGAUUCCGUUCGGAAACUAGUGGUGAAGUUACAAGUUUACGACAUAACCUUUCGAACGAGGCGCGUGUUGCACAGGCAUGCGCAGUUCGGGUCUCUAAAAUUAAUAAUAGAGGCUCAUAAUUUUGUAAACAAACCGUGUGCGUGUUGAGUGUGUGUAGUGCCGCGCCGCUAACUAGCGACGCACGACUCGCCGGGCGCGCGACAGUCGCAAAAAUUUAAAAAUCGGAGAUUAACCGUUCACCUGUGGGAAUUGGUGUUUUACCUGCGCGCGCACUGAACUUCUUUACAAAGGUUGGCGCAACUAUGAUGUCCUGUCCUCUCCCGCUGCCGCUACUGCCGGCCCUGCAUCCCCAGCCAGCGCUCGCCUCAGACUUCCCUAUCCACAUUGGAAUAAAGAGAGGCUCCGACGAGCUUCUGUCGCAGAGUGGCGUCACCGUCAUGGCGCCCGCUGCUCCGCACCACGUCGACAACAACAACCAAGACUCUGCCGCCAAAAAGGUGAAACUGGAACAGAAUGUGGGCAAGCCUUCGCGCGUCAUCCACAUACGAAACAUACCCAACGAGACGACAGAGGCCGAGAUCAUACAGCUCGGCCUGCCCUUCGGCCGAGUCACCAACGUGCUCGUGCUCAAAGGAAAGAAUCAGGCCUUCCUCGAGAUGGCGGAGGAGAUAUCCGCAGUGGCGAUGGUGGCGUACUUCGGCGGGUGCGUGGCGCAGCUGCGCGGGCGCGCCGUCUACGUGCAGUUCUCCAACCACAAGGAGCUCAAGACCGACCAGACGCACAGUAACGCCUCGGCGUCGGCGCAGGCGGCACUACAGGCGGCGCAGGUGAUCUCCAACAGCGCAGGGGCGGCGCUCGUGGCCGGCGCCGGCGCUGCGCUGCAGCCCGCCAACGGCGGCACUGAAAUACAGGGUGGCCCCAACACAGUGUUGCGAGUUAUCAUAGAACACAUGCUCUACCCCAUCGUGCUCGAUGUGUUGUACUCCAUCUUCCAGCGAUACGGAAAGGUGCUCAAAAUUGUCACCUUCACCAAAAACAAUUCAUUCCAAGCCCUCAUCCAAUACCCAGACACCGUAUCAGCGCAAACAGCAAAAACGGCCCUAGAUGGACAAAACAUUUACAAUGGAUGCUGCACUCUCCGCAUCGACUAUUCAAAGAUGACCUGCCUUAAUGUCAAAUACAACAAUGAUAAGUCCCGGGACUACACUAAUCCCACGUUGCCAUCCGGCGACGGCGACGCUCACCAGCUGUUGACCAGUGAGUUGAUGCCUCUGCGGGCUCGAGUCGCUCUGGCCCUCGCUUCCAGGAUGAGUGGUGGCGUACUUGCUCCGCCGUUCCUUGGGCUCGGCUCUGGCCUGGCGUCCCCGUACGGCGUCGGCGUUGGUGGGGUCGGGCUGCCGGCGUUCGGGGCGCUCACGCUGACGCCCGCGUCGCCCGCGCUACGCGCCCUAGCCGCGCCGCCGCUACCUCUUGCCACUGUGCUACUCGUCUCCAAUCUCAACGAAGAGAUGGUCACGCCUGACGCUCUCUUUACCCUUUUCGGCGUGUACGGCGAUGUGCAGCGAGUGAAGAUACUCUACAAUAAGAAGGAUUCUGCUCUAAUUCAAAUGGCUGAGCCGCAUCAGGCUCAUCUAGCCCUGACUCACAUGGACAAGCUGCGCGUAUUCGGGAAGGCCAUGCGCGUGAUGCUGAGCAAGCAUCAAACUGUGCAGCUGCCGAAGGAGGGACAACCGGACGCUGGUCUCACGAGGGACUAUUCGCAGAGCCCCCUCCACAGAUUUAAAAAGCCUGGCAGCAAAAACUACCAGAACAUUUACCCGCCAAGCGCCACGCUGCAUCUAUCUAACAUUCCCGCCACGGUCUCCGAGGAAGAUAUCAAAGAAGCCUUCACAAAACGAGGCUUCACAAUCAAGGCGUUCAAGUUUUUCCCGAAGGACCGCAAAAUGGCGCUGGUGCAACUGCCGUCCAUCGACGACGCGGUGGCCGCACUCAUCAAGAUGCACAACUACCAGCUGUCCGAGUCCAACCAUCUCCGGGUCUCCUUCUCCAAGUCCAGCAUCUAAACGGACCGAUUCGGAAUAUCACACAAUCUCUGUCAGUCGCGUCCUUAUGCCUAUCAUUAUUAAGUAACUGAAUGUUUAGUGACACUCUUUGGAUGCGUAGGAUAAGCGACUGUCAAUUAAACUGAACCUCUCACUCAACUCGAGAAUUUCCCUCGACUGAAAAUUACAAAGUAAUCUGUAUUACGCUUACUCGGAUCAGUUUAGAGGAAUAAGUGCUACUCUAUUUUCUUAGUGAAUACGUACAUUUAAUAUUACUGCAAACGUUAAUCUAAGAUACAUUCAUCACACGACUUCAAACGGCAGCUAUAUAUGCUUUUUAUUGUUUUAGAAGCGACUCUGAUUAUGUUCCUACCGCCCUGACGCCUGAGAGAAUGCCUAUUUUGUGUGAUAUUCAUUCCAUAAUUUUAAUAAUCAUAAUUUUAUUUCAAUAAUGUCUUCAUGAUUUCCAUUUGAUAUUUGUAAUUUGCGUUAAUCAAUUUUUCUAAACAAUAUAUAUUUUGCAAUUAGAUUGCGCUAGAUUUAUUUAAAGUUUGUCGAAAUGGACCCUUUUAUCGCGAUGUCAGACAUUGCUUUCGUUAAUUCAUGGUUGUUUUGUUCCGGCAGCUAUUUUAUAUUAUAUCUAUCGCUUUAAAAUAUAUUUUGUCAUGUUCAUGUUACAAUAUUAUAGCAAGCAGUGUUGUAUGGGAAUUUUCAUUGUAUAAUUAUUAUUUGCAGUUAUUAAUCUAAUAUCAUAUUUUAUAUAUAAAAACAUGAUUUAUUUUAACAUGCACAAUUUACUAUUAUUGCAUUUCUUUGUAAGUAAAUAAUUAUAGUUUUGUACACAUACACAUUUUGUUAUUAUUGGAAAUCUACAUUUAUAAAUGUGUAUGUGUGUGCAAUAUUAGGUUUAGAGAUAAUUUUAGUAAUGUUCUAAGAUUUCAUCGUCUACGUGUUACUGAUGCUUCCAUACAGUGUUUCGUUGUCUGCAGCGCGUCCUGUUCUGUUUCAAUAGUUGUUCUCGAUUAGUUAGUGUAAUCACGUCUCUUAUAGCUAAGCAUCUCUAGUUGAUAUAUCACUAUGUAUAACGUUAUGUUCAUCGACAUAAUAGUGAUAUGAUGCAUUUAUUUCGAUGUUAAUUUAAUAUUAGCUACAACAUACUAUAAAUGCUCUUGCAUACAGUUAACGGUAGAUAAUUAAUUAUUUAUUUGUCUAGAGAGCCGUACGCGCGGUGUGGGGGAUACUACAAUAACGUAUUUUUUAGAAUAAUUUUCAGUAUAAUUUGAUUAGUGUGUCGCCACACUGCGAACGGCGAUGGUCGAGAAUAUAUUCGAGAUCUGAUUCGCUUUUCCUCUAGCAAAUUACAUGAACAGUAUUCACACUAGGGCACAAGAAUUUGUUAUACAGUAUUAGUUAAAUAACUCCCCUGAUACCUACUUUAUUUUUGUACAUAAACAUUCAAACUUUCAUGACUUGGCUUUUCAAACUUCUUGGACUCGUGCUCGAUUGGUUUUCACACAUCUUUGCCUUCUUAAAUUAAUAAAUAUGCGUCUAGUCCAAUGCAAAAGAGAUUAAGUUUGUGGAUUAAGUAAUUAUACGUCGAGGAAUCAUGUCAACGAUUGUCUCAAAUUAUUGGAGGUUACUCUGGUACGAAAAGCUUUGAAAAAAUGAUAUUUAUAAAUAAAUAUGGUCAUUGAGCAUUGCCCAGUGAAACCUGAUGCUCUAAUAAUAGGACCAGCUUUAAGUGUUCAGUUACACGUCCAGUAUAUGAUUAGGCAAAGCAUGCGUGAAACAGAUACCUGAAUUAUGAAAAAUAAGGAUCGGCUACGUCACUACAAACACCUACCUAUCGCAGAUAUUUGUACAGUUAAUAAAACGUCAAUGUCAUAAGAGACUAAUGCAAUUUUUUGUCAUUUUACCUGUACAUCCUUGGUGACUUUGUGAUGAAAUGAAAUAAAAAAAUUAAAUAUAACGAUAGGGCAACGGGGGGCACACUAGAUGGUGAACUAAAAGAUUACUUGGGGAUUUUAUUCGACUUGUUUAAAUGAACUCGCUGAACUGAUGUCACAAAAAGUUGCAGUGAUUUCGUGGCCGCGUCAUAUGAUUGGUAAUGCUGUGUUAUACAAAAAUUAUAUGAAAUAGAGCCCCAGUUUGCACAAAAUGGCGCCAACAAGUUUGAAUGGUAACUUGGUAAGUUCGCCGGUCACUCAACUUAUCCCUUCCAGAGUCAAAGAAAAUUAAAUAGUUAUUUUAUUUUAGAAAGCAUAUUCAGUCAUUUAUAAUUAUAAAACAAACAUAUUUACACUAUUUUAAAAUGUAUCAUUAUACAUCACGUAACGUAAAUAAGGAUAAAAAUAGAGCUUAGUAAGAUGAUUAAACUGAAAAAUAUUAGAAUGUCAUUAUGAUGUAAGUUUUACUAGAAAAAUUUAAUCAUACAAAUUGUAUUAUUCAGUACGUAUGAUAAGGAUUGUAAAAGUAGUUAUUUGGUUUAGAUAAUGUUAGGUGACCAGGGUGUGGUGAUAUUUUGCACGUUUUUGAAAAUGUUUUUCUACAGGGUGCAGAAUGCAGAAAUUGUGCGCUCUUGUUUUAAAAUGAGAUUAAAGCGGUUGGCGACUGGUGGUCUGGUGGGCGAGAACGGCGGUAUCGCAUUUGUAUUUAAAUAUUAUAAUUACUUAUUUAAUAUACAUUAUCACAACAAGGAGAUUACAUAUCCAUUGUAUUCAGCGUAGAACGCUACACACAUCGCGUGUCUAUCACAGGAUAUCCGUUUUGUCGCGUAGAUUCAUUGUCCAUGGUAUUCAUUGCUUCUGCUCAAUCCGUAGAUAUCAAUAAGUAAUAUAUUACUAAAUGUGUGUAGCGUUUUCAGGCCUAAUCUUUUCUCAAUAACAUUGGUAUUGACUAAUAGAUAAUUAUAGGUAUUUUUGUGUUUAGAGAAGUAUUUUAAAUAUUUAGAUAAUACGGUAAUAUUAUAAAAUAAGAAAUAGAUCAGUGUUUAGAACGAGAUGCCAAAUUAAAGUCAAUACACAUUAUUUUAGGUAAAAGGUAAUUGAAGUAAUCUUAACAUUUAUUGAAAAGUUGAUAAAAAUGUUAAAGUUAAAUUAUAUUUGAGAGUUUUAUUAAGCGCAAUUUUUCAUUGUAAGCGAACAUUGUUUCAAUUUGUUGGUUAAAGUUAUGCGUUGAAAAAGAUGUGAAAGUUGUUUUCAGACUGUCGUCUCUGUGUUCACCCUCUUGCGUUACGAGCAAAACCAUUUCAACAUAUCUCUGCAUAUCAUUCUUAUUCUACCUAAUUUUAUUGCGCUUUAUAUCUCUUAAGCUGUACUUGUUUUAAGUACUUACGUACAUGUUUCUUAAAAUUAUAUGAAAAGCCAACAUAUCAAUUAAUAGAAAUUUGGCUCAGCGCAUCUUAUACAUUUUCAAACCUCAGCCUUGUAGCUGAGAGCUGCGCGGGAGCAGCGCUUGCAACCUCAAGCGUCGCUCCAUUUAUACUUAUGUAAGAAUUCAUCAUUUCUAUUUUUCUUAUUUUAAUGUUAAGCCUCAUGUGUGUUUAAUUUCUUUCUUAUUUUUAAUUUCGUAAUUAAACAAUAUUAUCAAUAUAUUCUUUUUGUUCUUUUUUUGCCUCCUCUUCGUUUUUCCUUAGUUCUUUUUUCUUAAAACUCAAUACCAAUUGUCUAAAGUACUUUAGGAAGAUGUGAUCUAAGGUUCGUUAGUCAUAUAAAGAAUGGCCUUUGAAAUCUCACAAAUAUCUACAUUUCAUUUGUUACAUAUCCAAUACUGUUAAUUUAAAUGUAUUUUCUCAACACUUGAUGAGAUAAAAACUAUUUGUAAAUAAAAAUAAAAUUUAAUGGGGAUCAAUAUAUGAAAUGAUGUACAUUAGUACGCAAUUGGUACUGUAGACAUAUUCGUGUUUAGAUCUAACUAUCCUGGCGUAAAUAUCGCAUCUACGGUGAAACUUGUCUACCUUCUAUAAUGCUUUGAUAAUAUCCAUAAUUUCUUGUGACACUAAGCAUCAGUGAUCUGUGGUUUUGUGGAUUGUCUUGACUUUCACGAGAAUUAAGCGAAGUUACAUGUUGCUUAGUUCAACUACGUUGGGUGUAAGGGACUUUGAUUGCCAUUGAAGAGUUAUCGUAAUGAGUUAUCGUAGGAUGGGAAAUUCGCACAGGGUAUAAGAGUUAAUUCCGUGCCGUGUCCCUGAUCCCUGCUGCGUGGAAAGAACUGAACCAUUCCAUACCGAGGUGUGAGCUAACUGUGUAACUGCCAAUUAAUAGGAACUCCUUCUCAAACUGCUGUUGAUUGUCUCAUUUAUUUUCAAUAAGUAAAGAAAAUUGUCUUCUGCAUGCAUCUUGUGACUAAACUAACAGUGUAUAUUUAUGUUUUGUCAUCAAAUCAUAUAUAUGAAGGCUACCUACUUAUAGUAAAUUGAGUAUUAAUAUGAAUGAAUUGAAAUUAAACAUAAGUGAGAUGUGUUUUGAAGUUAUGAAAGCUUGUUAUAUGAAUGCAUAUCCAACGCAAACCUAUGAAAUGGCAGUUAUCCUUGUGUUAUAUUAAUCUGUGAAUGUAAAUAUUAUACACAACUAUAUUAAUAAUAACAAAUUAAAUAAAUAAGAUAGUAAAGAUUAACAUAAUCCUUUCUUUAAAAUUUACUAAUAAAACAUAGGUAACCUAUUCUAAUUUUCAGUAGUUGCCUAGUUCAUUAUCAAAGUAACUUCUAGAGAAUACCUGUUUUUUUUAUCUAAAUUGUAGGGCUAUACCAUUGAUUUAUAAAAGAUUAAUAAUGGUGUGCAAAUUAAAGGGUUGUGUGUAAAGUUAAAAUAGUUUUAAUAGUUGUAACUCGUUCCUGUGACGAAAGGUUAUCCCAUCUUUUUCUUAUAACUAAACGCACAUCUAUUUCUGUUCGCUUCUAGUAAAAAUUUGCCACAACUUUUGAAACAAUGUCAAUAUUUUUUAGUCUAAUUAAAUCAAUAAUGCCAAAGACCAAUCAUUGGGACAAAAAAACAGGGAUCUAAUAAUAUUUUCCUUUCAACUAAAUCUUAACCUACCUAACUCUAAAUAGACAUUGACCUAGAUAAAGGGAAAAGUAAGCUUUAAAGAGCAUAUUUCGAAAUAUAAUGUAUUUUAAUGAUUGUUUCCGAAUCAUAAUUUUGUGAAUUGCCAAUGGCCCACCUGUGAGGGCCUGCGGCAUGUUUCCACAUACAUCAUAACAGUUAGAUGAAAUUAUGAAUAAUAUAUACAAUAUUAUCAUCUUAAGUGACUACCCUAUUGAACUCUAGAUUUAUUCUUUGUCAUUUUAUAAUAAAAUAUAGUUGAAAAUGGCA
Cydia strobilella is the source of this 7753-nucleotide messenger RNA. RefSeq names its product polypyrimidine tract-binding protein 2 (gene heph). Lineage: Eukaryota; Metazoa; Arthropoda; Insecta; Lepidoptera; Tortricidae. The transcript is spliced from 16 exons. Gene Ontology annotation, biological process: mRNA processing; regulation of RNA splicing. Gene Ontology annotation, molecular function: mRNA binding. Gene Ontology annotation, cellular component: nucleus. The record is from RefSeq and is a predicted model, not a curated record. Bases 705 to 2465 code for a protein of 586 amino acids.